AUGGACAAAGAAGCAAAACAAACAAUAAGCGAGCACACGCUGGAGUCGGUGGACACCAAGGCGUGGCAUGGCGAAAGCUCCAAGACACUGGGCAGCCGCUUGACACGCCCGUUCCAGAGAAAGCAGAUGUCGUCGCGGAUGAACCGCAUUACGCAGUCUUUCCGCAGACAAGAUGCCGUAGAAUACGCCGACGUGGACCUGUCGAUGAUGGACGAGCAGCAGCGUAGGAACUACGUGCUGGCCAACCAGCCGUUGCAGAAGACCCUCUCGCAGAGACAUCUUAUGAUGAUCGCGAUCGGCGGGACGCUGGGUACUGGUCUGUUCAUCGGUAUCGGGUACUCGCUGUCUUCAGGUCCAGGCUCGCUGCUCAUCGGUUUUUUGAUCGUCGGGCUGAUGAUGUUCUGCGUGGUGCAGAGCGCUGCAGAGCUUGCAUGCCAGUACCCGGUGUCUGGGUCUUACGCUGUCCACGUGUCGCGGUUCAUGGAGCCCUCAAUCGGGUUCACGGUCGCCACGAACUAUGCCCUGGCGUGGCUCAUCUCGUUCCCCUCCGAGCUGAUCGGUUGCGCCAUGACGUUGCAGUACUGGAACAAGUCUGUUAACCCUGCUGUGUGGGUCGCCAUCUUCUACGUUUUCAUCAUGUCUCUGAACAUGUUCGGCGUGAGAAGCUACGGUGAGGCCGAGUUCUGGAUGUCGCUUUUCAAGGUUGUGGCCAUUGUUAUUUUCAUCAUAAUCGGGAUCGUGCUCAUCUGCGGCGGUGGGCCCAACUCCACGGGCUACAUCGGAACGAAAUACUGGCACGACCCAGGCUCCUUCGCCAAGCCUGUUUUCAAGGGCCUCUGUAACACGUUCGUCUCUGCUGCCUUCUCGUUCGGUGGUGCGGAGCUUGUUGUUCUGACGGCCUCGGAGUCCAGAAAGGUCGAAUCCGUCUCCCGUGCGGCCAAGGGUACCUUUUGGAGAAUCGCCAUUUUCUACAUCACCACUGUUAUUGUCAUCGGGUGCCUGGUUCCAUACACCAACGAGCAGCUAUUGGGAGGCGACAACGACGAAGAUAUCACUGCAUCUCCUUUCGUGAUCGCGCUAAGUGGCCAGGGUUCUAUGGGUACCAAGGCCUCUCACUUCAUGAACACUGUUAUUCUGAUCGCGGUCCUGUCCGUUUGCAACUCCGCAGUCUAUGCUUCCUCUCGUAUCAUCCAGGCGCUCGGUGUGUGUGGCCAGCUUCCAAAGAUUUGUGGUUACGUCGACCAGAAGGGCAGACCCUUGGUGGGCAUUGCUAUCUGUGGUGUUUUCGGCCUGCUAGGGUUUUUGGUCGCCUCCGAUAACGAGGGCGAUGUGUUCACCUGGCUGUUUGCAUUGUGCUCCAUCUCUUCUUUUUUCACUUGGUUCUGCAUUUGCGCAUCGCAGGUUCGUUUUAGAUUUGCACUGCGCGCACAGGGCAGAAGCUCCGACGAAAUCGCCCACAAGUCCAUGUUGGGUAUUUACGGUGGUUUCUUGGGCUGUUUACUCAAUGCCCUUCUAAUCGCAGGUGAGAUUUACGUCUCCAUUUUCCCUCUGGGCGGGGACCCCAGCGCCAAGCAAUUCUUCCAGUACUGUUUGAGUAUUCCAAUUAUGAUCGCCGUUUAUAUCGGCCACAAACUAUUUGCGAACAAGAGCAAGCGUGUCUUGAUUCCUGCGCAAGAAAUUGACCUCGAGACAGGGAGGAAGAUCAAAGACUUGGAACAAUUCAAGCAUGAGGUUCUGGAAGACAAAGAGAAGCUUGCUUCCAAGCCAUUGUACUACAGAAUAUACCGUUUCUGGUGUUAA
This is a messenger RNA of Lachancea thermotolerans CBS 6340, 1800 nucleotides long. It is a transcript of the gene SAM3, whose product is annotated as bifunctional polyamine/amino acid permease SAM3. The record is from RefSeq and is a predicted model, not a curated record. The transcript has a single exon. Gene Ontology annotation, molecular function: amino acid transmembrane transporter activity. NCBI's taxonomy places the organism in Eukaryota, Fungi, Ascomycota, Saccharomycetes, Saccharomycetales, Saccharomycetaceae. Gene Ontology annotation, cellular component: membrane. Gene Ontology annotation, biological process: amino acid transmembrane transport. The coding region runs from base 1 to 1800 and encodes 599 amino acids.